Messenger RNA from Gossypium raimondii (Peruvian cotton), 744 nucleotides. Its product is annotated as protein LATE FLOWERING. The record is from RefSeq and is a predicted model, not a curated record. Gene Ontology annotation, biological process: negative regulation of abscisic acid-activated signaling pathway. NCBI's taxonomy places the organism in Eukaryota, Viridiplantae, Streptophyta, Magnoliopsida, Malvales, Malvaceae. The coding region runs from base 70 to 522 and encodes 150 amino acids. The transcript has a single exon.
UUCCAUUCUUAAUUCAAUUACUUUCCCUUCACUUGCCAUUUCUCCUUUUCAAAGCUCUAACUUCCAUCAAUGUUCACAGUCAGGGAAGACGCCCCAACAGCAAGGGUUUUCUCUUGUUUGUUCUGUUCCAGAAAGUUUUACAGCUCUCAAGCAUUGGGUGGCCAUCAAAAUGCUCACAAGAAAGAAAGAACCGCUGCAAGGAAGGCUAAACAACGAGCACCCGAAAAUGGAUCAACAAGUAGCUUCUCGCCUCCUUGUGCACCACCACCAACAAGACGGUGUUUGGGGUUUUUGCAUUCUCCGAUGUAUAUAGCAACUCAAGUUGCUAACAGAUUUGUAUGGAAUGGUGGUGGUGGCGAUGGAAAUCGGCACCUUCGAUUUGAAGAUGAACAGCCAAGUUGCUUGGAUUGGCAGAGUGGCAUACGGUGCAAUGGAGGGUUGUUAGCAAUGGAAGAGGUUAACAAUGGAGUUGUUGAUCAUAAGGGCGAUGAUCAAAAGCUUGAUCUAUCUCUUCAUUUAUGAGCAAAUUUUUUUUGUUGGGGUUUUUUGGUUUCAAUUAUUUUACUUUGUUUUAACAAUAAAAAGAAAAUAUCAUGACUUGAUUCAUUCUUUUGCAAAGUGGUGUGGAAGAGGUUGGAGACGAAAGGAUAUCACAAGUUACUUAGUCAAUUUUUUAGAUUUUUGCUUAUAGGCCAUAACAAUUAUAAUGCUCUUAUAAGAGUGAGUUGUGAGGGUGCGCUUGUA